AUGAAGUGGCUUGAGGUCCAAAAGGAAAUGUAUCCCCAAGAGAAACCUCGGGAGCUACAAAGACUAACAGAUGUUAGGUCUGCACCAUCUCUCCAGUCCUCCUCGCCCACCUCCAUAGAUUACCGCACGCCUACACAAGACUCCAAUGAAGAGGCAAACAGCACAGUGUCCGAGCGCAGCACCACCCCAUACGGCCAAAACAUCUACGACAAAACACCCUCUUCAACCUCUGCUGUGAGCGAGAGCGGCUGA
Messenger RNA from Knipowitschia caucasica, 252 nucleotides. Lineage: Eukaryota; Metazoa; Chordata; Actinopteri; Gobiiformes; Gobiidae. The record is from the annotation of a GenBank genome assembly.